AUGUACAUGUGCAAAGUCAUGACCUAUAGCUUGUGUGCGAAUACCGACGAAAAAAGAGCCGUGUUGCUGGCAGCGAUGAACUCCGCCACUGUCAUCAGACAGCCCGGAUGCCUCUGCUUCUUCUUCCUGCACUUCUCAGCCGUCUCACCGUCGACUAUGACAGAACACUUCUUGCAGGUAACAUCUCGCCAUCUCUUGCGACGUGUCCAUGAAAUUGUAAUGUCAGCCCUCUCCGCGGCAUCGAGAACAGCACCCAGCAUCCGAGUGGCGGGCAAAGCAGAGUCGUCAGACAUACAGGAGCUAUGCAAGCACAGCUCCUGUGUCGUCGUCAAGCUGCUUUUCAGACAUGUCAAGGCUGGCAAGAGACGGCCCUCAUCCAUGCAUGCCUGCACCCAUUGUCGACCGCAAAAACCGCCUCCCAAGUGGCGAGCAUCAGCCGAGAAAGCACUCUCAGACGGCUUGAAGAUGAAGUCACGCUCGACCUCGUCAGACCAGCAGACCAGUAGAGGAGUCGAUGACUGCCGCAGUCCUCAGAUGUAUGACGAAGCAGAUCGUAAACCAAAUUUCUUUGGUCUUCGAUCGACUCAGGCCAAGCACGAGCAAUUGCCCAGUCGUUCAAGAUCAGGCAGGUCCGGUGUCUUGCUGGAGUCAUGGCCAUGCACCACCAUGAUCAAACGGUCGCGGUCGGCCGCAAGGACUUCAGACCGCACGGCUGAAAGUCUGGCCACGCCGAUCUUCAGCUUCUCGAAGCGUUUUUCAGCCUCCCGCUCUUUUUCUAUCAGGCGGCCAGCAGCGGCUCUUCGGACGAAGCAUCAAGUCCUCCUUCUUGGUCUUGUACUUUUGCAGGGCGGCAGUCAGGCUAACUUGCUUGUCAGUCCUGCGACGUUUGGCUGA
Symbiodinium sp. CCMP2592 is the source of this 894-nucleotide messenger RNA. Lineage: Eukaryota; Dinophyceae; Suessiales; Symbiodiniaceae. The record is from the annotation of a GenBank genome assembly.